This is a messenger RNA of Sclerotinia sclerotiorum 1980 UF-70, 216 nucleotides long. RefSeq lists its product with no specific name. The transcript has a single exon. The record is from RefSeq and is a predicted model, not a curated record. NCBI's taxonomy places the organism in Eukaryota, Fungi, Ascomycota, Leotiomycetes, Helotiales, Sclerotiniaceae. The coding region runs from base 1 to 216 and encodes 71 amino acids.
AUGCAAGAGCUUGUAAAACUUGAAGAAAGAUUACUGGAAUUGGCAGCAGAGGCGGAAAUGAUCGCUAAUACUGGAAUUGAUCAAGGAAAGAAAUGGGCUUUGGUACCGAAAAGUAUGGCAUUUAGAACGGAUGUAGCUAUAUCAUGGCUACUCGUGAGGAGAAAAGCUUUAGAACCAGUUAGGCAAAGAGAUGCGAGAGUUUCUUUUCUCAAAUAA